GUGUGCUUCAUCGGCCGAAGCAAUGUGGGGAAAUCAUCUUUAAUACGGGCAUUGUUUUCGCUGUCUCCAGAAGUGGAGGUCAGGGUGUCAAAAACUGCAGGCCACACCAAGAAGAUGAAUUUCUUCAAAGUAGGGAAGUACUUUACUCUGGUGGAUAUGCCAGGAUACGGCUACCGUGCCCCACAAGACUUUGUGGAGAUGGUGGAAGCCUAUCUGCAGGAACGGCACAACUUGAAGAGGACUUUUCUGUUAGUUGAUGGUGUAGUAGGACUCCAGAAAACAGAUCAUAUUGCAGUAGAGAUGCUGGAAGAGUUUGGGAUUCCUUAUGUGAUGGUGUUAACAAAAAUUGACCGAGCUUCCAGGGGACUGUUGUUAAAGAACGUACUGGAGAUCCAGGAGUUUGUAAAGGAGAAAACUCAGGGAUGCUUUCCUCAGCUAUUCCUGGUCAGUUCUCUGGAGUUUUCAGGGGUUCACUUGCUAAGGUGUUUUGUAGCCCACGUUACUGGAAACCUGCCCACUGUAGAGGCCAGAUGAAAAGACUGGCUUCUGAUCUGCUUGGCUCACCAAGAACAAAAGGUGCAGCAUGACAGAGCAUGCCUCGCUUGCAUACAUCAAGUUGUCGCUGCUCCCCAUGGAUGAAGGAAAGGACACAUCUUUCAUGGGAUCUGCUUUUUGAUCACUGUUGGCUUGAAACAGAGUGGAAUAAAUGACUGACGCCUAGGGGAACUCUCUCCUUCUGCACUUCAUCAUCCGUCAGUGCUGCAUUUACCUUCUGUUUUAAAUCCAGCAUGACGUUCUGCAGUUGC
Molecule: messenger RNA, 806 nt
Organism: Fulmarus glacialis (Northern fulmar)
Lineage: Eukaryota; Metazoa; Chordata; Aves; Procellariiformes; Procellariidae
Gene: GTPBP8
Product: GTP-binding protein 8 (putative)
Exons: 6
Cellular component (GO): mitochondrion
Molecular function (GO): GTP binding
Source: RefSeq, a predicted model, not a curated record